AUGGUAAAUAUAACAGAAUUCUUUAAACAAGAGAAGAAAGGGGGCACUCAGGUAUGUAAUCUUAAUUAGGCAUUGUAGUGAAAAAGUACUAACAAUUGAAUUAGAAACGUAAGGCUAAUGAUGAUACUGCACCACCUUCCAAAAAGGCAAGACCAAUUCCAAAACAAGAAAUAAUUGAUUUAGAUGAUGAAGAGUACAAUGACGAUGAUGAUGUUAUAAUGGAUUCAAUACCAAAAGCUAAACCAAAAGCUACGCCUAAAAAACCUGCCACUCAUAAAAAGACAACGACUACAACUACAUCAAGUUCAAAAUCUAAAGUAAAAUCAGCAACAGAUAUAUUGAAAGAGAUACCCGAUGUUACAUUACCUGAAACAGAAGAAACUGGUGCAUUCGAUUUCCGAGCUGCUAUGGCCAAUAAAAAUGAAACUGUAGUUACUGACAUCACAUUACCGCCUGCUCAACCAAAUUGUUUAACUGGUUUAACAAUUGUUUUCACAGGUCAAAUGCCUCAUAUCGCAAGAGAUUUUGCUGAACAGACUGCUCAAAAAUAUGGUGCAAAAGUUACUAAAUCUAUAUCUGGUAAAACUAGUUUAGUUGUUCUUGGUGCUGAAGCUGGUCCAUCAAAAGUUAAAAAAAUUAAGGAAAAAAAUAUUAAAUGUAUUGAUGAAGAUGGUUUUAUUCAAUUAUUAAGUAGCAUGCCAGCUGAUGGUGGUUCAGGAGAUGCAGCAAAAAAUGCUAAAAAAAAAAGGGAAUUGGAAGAACGAAAAUCAAUUGAAGAAGCUGAAGAAGCGAUGAAGAAAGAAGCUGAAUUAGAAAGAAGAAGAAAAGAAACUCUCAAAAUACAAAUGGAAAAGGAUAAAAAUAGAUCAGAACCAAGUCAAAAUUUUGUACCGCAAGUACAAGAACUUGAUCCAAAAGAUCAAUUAUGGACUGUCAAGUAUGCACCAUCUGAAUUAUCUCAGUUGUGUGGUAAUAAAGGUCAAGUUAAAAAAUUACAAACUUGGUUAGAAAAUUGGUUUGAUUUUAAACAUAAAAAUUUUAAAGUUUCAGAAAAAGAUGAUCCAGGGAAUUAUAGAGCUAUAUUAAUUAGUGGUCCACCAGGUAUUGGUAAAACUUCAGCUGCACAUCUAGUUGCAAAAUCAUUAGGUUAUGAUAUAUUAGAGAAAAAUGCUUCAGAUGUUAGAUCAAAAUCAUUAUUAAAUUCUCAAGUUAAAUCAUUACUUAAUAAUACAUCAGUUGUUGGUUAUUUCAAAAAUAGAGAUGAUCCAAAUGCAAAUCAAAAUAAUAAAAAAUUUUGUUUAAUUAUGGAUGAAGUUGAUGGAAUGUCAAGUGGUGAUCAUGGUGGUGCUGGUGCAUUAUCAGCAUUUUGUAAAAUUACUGAAAUGCCAAUGAUUUUAAUUUGUAAUGAUAAAAGUUUACCUAAAAUGAGAACAUUUGAUAGAGUUACAUAUGAUUUACCAUUUAGAAGACCUCAAGAAAAUGAAGUUAAAAGUAGAUUAAUGACAAUUGCAUUCAGAGAAGGUAUUAAAUUAGAUCCAACAUAUAUUGGUCAAUUAGUUCAAGCUACAUCAAAUGAUAUAAGACAAAUGAUUAAUUUAUUAUGUACAGUUUCAAAAACUCAAAAGAAUAUAAAUUCAGAUAAUAUGGAAGCUGUUUCAAAAUCAUGGAAGAAACAAGUUAUAUUAAAACCAUUUGAUAUUACACAAAGAAUAUUAUCAUCUACCAUUUGGUUAUCAAAAAAUCAUAGUCUUGAUGAUAAAUUGAAUUUAUAUUUUAAUGAUAUUGAUUUUGCACCAUUAAUGAUUCAAGAAAAUUAUUUAAAUACAAAACCAAGAUCAGAUCAAAAUCAUAAAAGUCAUUUAGAAUUAGUUGCAGAAGCUAGUGAUGAUAUAAGUAUAUCAGAUUCUAUAAAUUCAUUAAUUAGAUCGAGUGAACAACAAUGGAGUUUAUUACCAUUUCAUGGUAUAAUGUCAACUGUUAAACCAAGUUUCGAAGUCGCUGGACAAAUAACAGGUAGAUUGAACUUUAGUGCAUGGUUAGGACAAAAUUCAAAACAAUUAAAAUAUCAAAGAAUUUUACAAGAAUUACAAUAUCAUACUAGAAUUAAAACUUCAACCACAAAACAAGAAUUAAGAUUAGAUUAUUUGAAUCCAUUAUGGAAUAAGAUGUCAUAUCCAAUUAAAUAUCAAGGUGAUUUAGGUAUUGAUGCUACAAUUGAUACAAUGGAUGAAUAUUAUUUAACAAAAGAAGAUUUUGAUUCUAUUGGUGAAUUAUUAAGAGCAGAAUUAAAAUUAGAUUCGAGAACGAAAGCUGCAUUUACAAGGAAAUAUAAUUCAAAGAUACAUCCCACAGUUAUAUAUAAAACAGGUAAUUCAUUAACUAAUGGGGGUAGAAAACAAGCAAAAGAAAAAGUAGAUUAUGAAGAUGUUGUCGAUGAUGAUAUGGAAGAUGUACCAGAUGAAGAAAAUGAAAAUGAUGAUAAAAUAGAUUCAAAGAAGGAUAAAUUAAUUAAAGUUAAAGAAAAAGGAGGUGCUACAAAAAGAAAAACACCAGCUAAAUCAUCAUCAGUUAAAGCACCAUCCAGAGAAAGGGCAAAGAAAUAA
This is a messenger RNA of Insectozyma verbasci, 2603 nucleotides long. The record is from the annotation of a GenBank genome assembly. Lineage: Eukaryota; Fungi; Ascomycota; Pichiomycetes; Serinales; Debaryomycetaceae.